GGCUGCGGGGGAUGGCGCGGCGGGCGGGCGAGUCAUGCCCGCGCUUCAGCCGGCUGGUGAGCCUGUGCUUCAGCCGGCUGCUGCCCCUGUGCCUACCCUUGUGCCUGCCGCUGCCGGCGGCGGCGCGCCCGCCCGCCCCGCACCUCGUGCUGGUGCUGGCCGACGACCUGGGCUGGGGCGACGUGGGCUGGCACGGCUCUGCCAUCCGCACGCCGCGGCUGGACGCGCUGGGGGCGGACGGCGUGCGGCUGGAGCGCUACUACACGCAGCCGCUGUGCACGCCGUCCCGCAGCCAGCUCCUGUCGGGCCGCUACCAGAUCCACACUGGUUUACAACACGAGAUAAUUUGGCCAUGUCAGCCCAGCUGUCUGCCACUGGAUGAGAAACUCCUCCCAGAGCUACUUCAAGAGGCGGGAUAUGUUACUCACAUGGUGGGGAAGUGGCAUUUGGGGAUGUACAGAAAAGAAUGCCUUCCAACCCGCAGAGGAUUUGACACUUAUUUUGGCUAUCUCCUGGGCAGUGAGGAUUAUUAUACUCAUGAUCGCUGUGUCCUCAUCAAAGCAAAGAAUGUGACGCGCUGUGCUCUGGACUUUCGAGAUGGGGAAGAAGUUGCAACUGGAUUUAAAAAUGUGUACUCCACAAAUUUAUUCACAGAAAGAGCUAUAGAUCUUAUAGCCAAUCACAAAACUGAAAAGCCCCUCUUUCUCUAUCUCGCCUUUCAGUCUGUGCAUGAACCUCUCGAGGUCCCUGAGGAAUACGUGAAACCAUACUCUUCCAUAGAAGAUGUGAAGAGGCGCCAUUAUGCAGGAAUGGUGACUCUCAUGGACGAAGCUGUAGGAAAUCUUACUGAUGCUCUGAAAACAUAUGGUCUUUGGGACAACACAGUUUUUGUUUUCUCUACUGAUAAUGGAGGACAAACUCUAGCAGGGGGGAAUAACUGGCCUCUGAGAGGGAGAAAAUGGACCCUCUGGGAAGGAGGAGUGAGAGGUGUAGGCUUUGUUGCAAGUCCUUUGCUGAAACAAAAAGGUGUAGAAAGUCACGAACUCAUCCAUAUCUCUGACUGGCUGCCAACGCUGGUGCACCUUGCUGGAGGACGUACCAAUGGCACUAAGCCUUUGGAUGGCUUUGAUGUUUGGAACACUAUCAGUGAAGGAAGACCUUCUCCCAGAGUGGAAAUUCUGCAUAACAUAGACCCCAUGUUUGUGGAUGAUUCCCCAUGUCUUGGCAUUGAUAAGAGGACAUCUUUACUACAGAGCAAUUCUUCUCGGUGGGAUGAUACACUUUUCAAUAUAUCCAUACAUGCAGCAAUAAGACAUGGAAAAUGGAAGUUACUAACUGGAUAUCCAGGCUGCAGUCAUUGGUUCCCUCCACCGUCUUUGUACAAUGAGUCACAGAUUCAGUCGUCUGAUCCAUCAACAAAGAGGCUUUGGCUGUUUGAUAUUGUUCAUGACCCUGAAGAGAAAAAUGAUGUGUCUGAAAAACACCCUCAUGUAGUGGAAAAACUGCUCUCACGGCUUCAGUAUUAUCACAAACAUUCAGUGCCUGUGUUCUACCCUGAUGAGGAUCCCGCCUGUGAUCCAGCAGCAACUGGGGUUUGGGGUCCUUGGGCAUAGUCCACACAGCUUUGCACCCUGCAAAAAACCUCUGUAGCAGAGCCUGGUUUAUGGACUCAGAGUCCUAGUGAUGUAUUUUGUACUCUCUUUAAUGAGCUGUUGCUAACUGUGAGCUUAUUCUUUGAAUAUUUCACUAUUUUUUGUUCUUGAUCUGUUGGGAAUCCUAUUUCAGUCUUUUCCCACUCUCUCAUUCCCAGCAAUUAUAUGUGAAAUGUUAGUAAUUUUUUUUUUAAUAUUCUUUGGAAUAUACUUCUAGUGCAGAAGAUAAAAUUGCCUCCUUCCUUGAAAGAAAUUGAAAGGAAUUGAAUUCCUUCUAAGGAAUCAUGGCAAUUCCCUCUAAGGAAUCAUGGCAGCAGAGACAUCCAAAAUUAAUCAUUCUUGUGGGAGUAUAUUGAUUUCUUGUUUCAUGUUUGUCCAAAAUACAAAUUCUACUGAAAGCUGUUAUAAAUCUGUAUUGGCAUAAAUUUUUUGCCUUUAACCUGUACUUCCAUCCAGAAAAGGGAAAAAUAAAAAAAGAAAACCUCAUAAAUACAACAAAAUCUCUAUUUCUUGUUCUCUCUUAAUGUAUCAAACCAGAGUAGAGAGAGAUGAUCAGCUGGAGUGCAGGGCUGUCAGGUAGAAGGAUCUUGACAGGCUGAAAAAAUGGGUGACUAAAGAUUUCAUGGAUUUCAACAAUUGCAGAGUCCUCCAGUUGGGAUGGAACAGCUGCAUUCAGGAGUACAUGCUCGGCCAUGACCAGAUGGAAAGCAUUAACAUCUAGGCAUCCUUCUGGACAAUAAUUAGGACAAGAGUUGCCAUUUUCUCUCUAGGUGAAGAAAACCAACCCAUUGUUGUUCCAUAUAUGUGAGAAUGUAGCCAGCAGCUAGGGAUGUCUUAAUUAUCUUCUAUCAGUGCUAGAGCACAGCAUCACAUUUUGGGCUUCCCUAUGUAGGAAAAAUAUUGGCCAGUUGGAGUUAGUUCAGUGGAGAGCUCUGAAUAUGAUCAUGGGGAGGGAUUAAGAAAUGGGUUAGUUUAUGGUGUUGAGAAAAAGGGAAGUUGCUAUCUUCAGCUACCUAAUGGGAGAACACAGAGAAGAGGAAGCAGGACUCUACUCAGAGAUGCACAAAGAUGAAAAGCACACAGGGAACAUGUGGAGUUCCAAUGCAAUAUAAGGAAAGGAAAAAAUAUCACACUCUGGGUUUAAUUAAAUAUGGGAAAUGUGGCAACUCUAAUCCUGGGCAUCUUCAGUCUUUGGUUGGAGAAGAUUCUGAACAAUUCUGUCUCUGAAGUUGGAUCAAAUUUGAAGUUGAUCUGGUUUGGUAGAGGUGGUGAGGAGCAACCAGUGACCUCCACAGGCCCCUUUCUGCAAGAAUUGCUCAACAAUCCUGUGAUGAACAAAACCUUACUUUUAUUGUCUGCCUGGUAAGUACCCUGUCUUUUUUACCACAGUGGAGUCUGUUUUCAUCCUGAAGUGGGCUCUGAGCCAUGAAGAAACCAAGCCAAGCAACAUUUCUCAGUUAGUCAUCAAAUUGAUGCAAGAUAACCU
Molecule: messenger RNA, 3138 nt
Organism: Serinus canaria (Common canary)
Lineage: Eukaryota; Metazoa; Chordata; Aves; Passeriformes; Fringillidae
Gene: ARSB
Product: arylsulfatase B
Exons: 8
Coding region: 12-1613 (533 amino acids)
Source: RefSeq, a predicted model, not a curated record